CCUCCUCCUCCUCCUGAGGUGACUGGGGGGCUGCUGUGGGAAGCUCCCAGCAGGGCGGCUCGAUAGAUGGAGCAGGUUUAUGGUAAUGAGGAGUGCGGGGGGAGGAGGGCAGAGGAGCGGCGCAGCCUGUGAGGGGGAGGGAGCCAUUUUGGAAUCACUCGUAAAGUUAACGUGGGACGUGUAGGUGAAGUUGCGGAGAGUGCCCGGCAUGCCGCCCCGCAGCCCGCGCUGACAGUGGAGAUGUGGGCGCUGUGCUUGUGUGUGCUCGGGCUGCUGCAGCCGGCGGACGGGCUGGAUGCUCACCUGUAUCCCGGGGUGGCGGUGAAUGUGUCCCUGGGCUCGGACUGGACGUACCGGCUGCGAGGGGUGCUGAGCGCGGAGCUGGAGGAGACGGGGAGGCUGAGGAGCGGGGCUCGGUGUGACCGCCUGUCCCCGCUCUAUGUGGAGCUCAGGUCGGAGAGCCGACGGACUGCUUUGAGCAUCAGGCUGGAUGUGCGGGGACCCCGGCAGCGCUGCCACCUUCAGCACCGGACUGUGGACCUGGAGUACUGGGCGCCCCCCGGGAUGGCUGGGUGUUUUCUCCCGGAUCUGGUACCCCGGACCGAGGAGCUUCUGAGAACAGUGCUGGGGGCAUCAGACUGUAGGCUGCGGGGGGCCCCCGGAGUGCACUGCCCGGACUCUAUCGUGCACCUGGUGUGCCAGCCCCGUGCUCUGCCGGUGCGGGUCAGGCUGCUGGCGGAGGACUAUGUGCGGCCAUCCCAGCGCUACAGGAGGCUGAAGAGGAGCCUGAAUAACAGCCCGCAGUUCCAGCUGCACAACUACCAAGCUUCGGUCCCCGAGAACGAGCCGGCGGGGACCCAGGUGACCUCCCUGCGGGCCACCGACCAGGACCAGGGCGAGGCUGGCAGGGUGGAAUACUACAUGGAGGCUUUGUUUGACAGCCGGUCUUCCGAUUACUUCCACAUAGAUGCAGAGGCUGGCAUAGUGACCACCACCCAGGCACUGGACCGGGAGACCAAAGACACCCAUGUCUUCAAGGUGACUGCCACCGACUUUGGGUCUCCCAGGAGAUCGGCAAUCACCUACCUGACAGUGACAGUAAGUGACACCAACGACCAUGUCCCGGUGUUCGAGCAGUCGGAAUAUAGGGAAAACAUUAGGGAAAACCUGGAAGUAGGCUACGAAGUAAUGACCAUCAGGGCCACAGAUGGGGAUGCCCCCUCUAAUGCCAACAUGCUGUAUAGACUGGUCAAUGCUGACGGAGUAAACGCUGUGUUCGAAAUUGACCCCCGAUCUGGGGUAGUAAGGACGAGGGGGCAGGUAGACAGGGAGACUGUGGCCGACUACCAGCUAAUAGUGGAGGCCACUGACCAAGGGAAGGACCCGGGCCCCAAAAGUGCCACAGCCACAGUCUACAUCUACAUAGAGGACGAGAAUGACAACUACCCUCAGUUUACAGAGAAGCGAUAUGUAGUGCAGGUCCCUGAGAACGUUAGUCCCAACACAAAGAUCUUGCAGGUCCAGGCCACAGACAAGGACAAGGGUAACAAUGCAAUGGUACACUACAGCAUCGUGAGUGGCAACAUCAAGGGUCAGUUCUACAUCCAUUCCUUCACUGGAGACAUUGAUGUUAUAUAUCCCCUGGAUUUUGAGGCUGUCAGGGAAUACUCAUUACGGAUAAAAGCACAAGAUGGCGGCCGACCUCCCUUAAUCAACACAACCGGAAUGGUCUCCGUGCAGGUGGUGGAUGUCAAUGACAAUGCUCCUAUUUUUGUUAGCACUCCAUUUCAGGCCACCGUCCUGGAGAAUGUCCCUAUAGGCUACUCAGUGGUUCACAUCCAGGCCAAUGAUGCCGAUUCUGGAGAAAAUGCAAGGAUACAAUAUAGUUUAACAGAUACCUCCCCAAACUUCCCCUUUGUCAUCAACAACAAUACCGGCUGGAUUACUGUGUCAAUAGAGCUGGAUAGGGAAACUGUGGAAUCCUAUACUUUUGGAGUUGAGGCUAGAGACAAUGGAGAGCCAGUCAUGAGUUCAUCGGCUAGUGUGACUAUAACUGUGCUGGAUGUCAAUGACAAUAACCCUACCUUCACUGAGAAGGUCUACCAACUGAGACUCAAUGAAGAUGCUGCUGUGGGAAGCAGUGUCCUCACGAUGACAGCCGUGGACAGGGAUGUCAAUAGUGUGGUGACCUACCAGAUCACUAGUGGCAACACCAGGAAUCGCUUUUCCAUUACCAGCCAGAGUGGGGGUGGGCUUAUCACCUUAGCUCUACCCUUGGAUUACAAGCAAGAGAGGCAGUAUGUCCUCACUGUCACCGCUUCUGAUGGCACUCGCUCUGACACUGUUCUGGUCUUCAUCAACGUCACUGAUGCCAAUACUCAUAGACCAGUGUUUCAAAGCUCACAUUACACAGUGAGUGUGAGUGAAGACAAACCCAUAGGCACGUCUAUAGUUACUAUAAGUGCAACCGAUGAGGACACUGGGGAAAAUGCUAGAAUAACAUACAUCAUGGAGGACAACAUUCCCCAGUUUAAGAUAGACCCUGACACUGGCACUAUUACCUCAUUGAUAGAGCUAGACUAUGAGGAUCAGGCAUCUUAUACCUUGGCAGUGACUGCUAAGGACAAUGGCAUUCCACAAAAGUCUGACACCACAUAUGUAGAGAUACUAAUUCUAGAUGCCAAUGACAAUAUGCCUCAGUUUUUAAGGGACAGGUACCAGGGUGCUGUUUUUGAGGACGUAGCAAUUUCGACCAGUGUGCUUCAGAUAUCUGCCACAGACAGAGACUCUGGUAUGAAUGGGAGGGUCAUGUAUACAUUUCAGGGAGGGGAUGAUGGAGAUGGUGAUUUUUACAUCGAGCCCACCUCUGGUAUUAUUAGGACAAACCGUCGUCUGGAUAGGGAAAAUGUACCUGUGUACAACCUCAGGGCGUUUGCAGUAGACAGAGGGAACCCACCUUUGAAAGCCCCAGUAGACAUCCAGGUCACUGUUUUAGAUAUCAAUGACAACCCUCCAGUGUUUGAAAAGGAUGAGCUGGAUAUAUUUGUGGAGGAGAACAGUCCAGUGGGCUCUGUUGUGGCCAGGAUUACUGCUACGGACCCAGAUGAAGGAACUAAUGCCCAGAUAAUGUACCAGAUAGUCGAAGGUAACAAUCCAGAGGUCUUCCAGCUAGAUCUUUUUAAUGGAGACCUGACCGCUCUGGUGGACCUAGAUUAUGAGGUGAAGACUGAGUAUGUCAUUGUGGUCCAGGCAACCUCGGCACCAUUGGUAAGCAGGGCUACCGUUCAUGUGAAACUGCUGGACAAGAAUGACAAUGACCCUGUCUUACAGGACUUUGAAAUCAUCUUUAACAACUAUGUGACCAAUAAGUCCAACAGCUUCCCCUCUGGGGUAAUUGGGAAAAUCCCAGCGUAUGACCCUGAUGUAUCUGAUACCCUGCACUACAGCUUUAUUCAGGGCAAUGAGUUAAAUCUUCUCAUCCUGGAUCCAUCCACUGGGGACCUGAAGCUCAGUAAAGACCUGGACAACAAUAGACCCCUGGAAGCCCAGAUGAGAGUUUCUGUUACUGAUGGCGUUCAUAGUGUCACUGCUCACUGUACUUUACGAGUCACCAUCAUCACAGAUGACAUGUUAACCAACAGCAUCACAGUCCGGCUAGAAAACAUGUCUCAGGAGAAGUUUCUGUCCCCGCUUCUUUCUCUCUUUGUGGAAGGAGUGGCCACUGUGUUGUCUACUACCAAGGAGGGCAUCUUUAUCUUCAAUAUUCAAAAUGAUACCGAUGUGAGCUCCAACAUUCUCAAUGUGACAUUUUCUGCCUUGUUACCUGGAGGGGUCAGAAACAAGUUUUUUCAUUCUGAAGAUCUCCAAGAACAGAUAUACCUGAAUAGGACCCUGCUCACAUUGAUUUCCACUCAGCGGGUCCUGCCUUUUGAUGAUAACAUUUGUUUGCGGGAACCUUGUGAAAAUUACAUGAAGUGUGUGUCUGUACUAAAAUUUGACAGUUCAGCUCCCUUUAUAAGCUCCAAUACAGUUCUCUUCCGCCCAAUUCAUCCCAUCAAUGGAUUACGGUGCCGAUGUCCUCCUGGAUUUACUGGGGAUUACUGUGAAACAGAAAUUGAUCUCUGUUAUUCCAAUCCCUGUGGAAAGAAUGGACUGUGUCGAAGCAGGGAAGGUGGCUACUCUUGUGAAUGCAACGAAGAAUAUACAGGAGAACAUUGUGAAGUGAGCUCAAGGUCUGGUCGCUGUGUCCCAGGGGUUUGUAAGAAUGGUGGCACCUGCAUUAACCUGCUUAUUGGAGGAUUUAAGUGCAAGUGUCCUCCUGGAGAGUUUGAGAAGCCAUACUGUGAAAUGACCACCAGAAGCUUCCCCCCACAGUCCUUUCUUACAUUUAAAGGAUUAAGACAACGCUUCCAUUUCACAGUCUCUCUUAUGUUUGCUACCAGGGAACGGAAUGCACUGAUACUUUACAAUGGCCGGUUUAAUGAAAAGCAUGACUUCAUUGCGCUAGAAAUUAUUGAGGAGCAGAUUCAACUUACGUUCUCAGCAGGGGAAAGCACCACUACAGUCAGACCAUACAUUGAAGGAGGUGUGAGUGAUGGGCAAUGGCAUUCUGUACAAGUGCAGUACUACAACAAGCCCAACAUUGGAAGGCUAGGUAUUCCUCAUGGUCCAUCUGGAGAGAAGGUGGCUGUAGUUACUGUAGAUGACUGUGACACUGCCGUAGCUAUAAGGUUUGGGAACCUUAUCAAGAACUACACAUGUGCUGCUCAGGGGACCCAAACUGGAUCCAAGAAGUCUCUCGACUUAACUGGACCAUUGUUGCUCGGAGGUGUUCCGGAUUUGCCCGAGGAUUUCCCUGUACAGAACAGGCAGUUUAUUGGCUGCAUGAGAAAUCUAACAAUUGACAGUAGACCAGUAGACAUGGCUAGUUUUAUAGCCAACAAUGGCACUUUGCCAGGUUGUUCUGCAAAGCGAAAUUAUUGUGAUACCAAUGUAUGUCAGAACCAGGGGACCUGUGUUAAUAAGUGGAACACAUACUCCUGCGACUGUCCUUUGCAUUAUGGAGGGAAAAAUUGUGAACAAGUAAUGCCAUUUCCACAACGGUUCCAAGGAGAUGGAAUUGUUAUAUGGCCUGAGUUGGAUGCUACAGUAUCUGUACCAUGGUUCAUUGGGAUAAUGUUUAGAACUCGGCAAACAAGUGGCAUAUUGAUGCAGGCCAAUGCUGGUUCUUCAACAAAGAUUAACAUCCAGAUUUUGAACAGUUACCUCGACUUUGAGGUAUACAGUGGUUUCACUCGUGUAGCCGGUAUGAAGAUCCUGCAGAUGAGGGUCAGUGAUGGUGAAUGGCAUCACCUGCUCAUAGAGCUGAAAAGUUCUAAGGAUGGGAAGGACAUCAAGUAUUUAGCUAUCAUGUAUCUGGACUAUGGAGUUUAUCAGAACUCUGUGGAAAUUGGCAAUGAUCUGCCAGGCCUCAAGCUGAAGGCUAUCUUUGUAGGUGGCUUGUCUGAUGCAAACGGCCUUGUAACCCAGGGCUUUACUGGCUGCAUGAAGGGAGUAAGAAUGGGAGAAACAUCAACAAAUAUAGCUACCCUUAACAUGAACAAAGCUGAGAUUAUCAACGUGGAAAGUGGCUGUGAAGUGGACAAUCCUUGCGAUGCCAAUCCAUGUCCAUAUAACAGUGACUGCACUGAUGAGUGGGAUAGUUUUACUUGCAACUGUGAGCCAGGGUUCUUUGGGAAAGACUGUUUAGAUGUGUGCAGCCUGAACCCUUGUGAGCAUGUCUCUACUUGUGCUCGAAAGCCAAGCUCUUCUCAUGGAUACACGUGUGAAUGCGGAACAGGCUACUAUGGACAAUACUGUGAGAACAAGGUGGAUUUGCCAUGUCCUAGAGGCUGGUGGGGGAAUCCUGUUUGUGGACCCUGUAAUUGUGAUGUCAGUAAAGGAUUCGACCCUGACUGUAAUAAGACAAAUGGAGAAUGCCGGUGUAAGGACAAUUACUACAGGCCCCAAGACAGUGACACUUGUUACCCCUGUGACUGCUUCCCUUCAGGAGCAUAUGAACGUGGUUGUGACAUGGAGACUGGACAAUGCCCAUGCAAGCCUGGCGUAAUCGGGCACCAGUGUAACCGCUGUGACAAUCCUUUCGCUGAGGUCACCAAUGACGGCUGUGAAGUGAUUUAUAAUGCAUGCCCCAAAGCCUUUGAGGCCGGAAUCUGGUGGCCACAGACCAAGUUUGGUCAACCAGCUGCUGUUCCUUGUCCCAAGGGAUCUGUCGGGAAUGCGAUCCGGCACUGUAGUGAGGAAAAAGGCUGGCUUCCUCCCGAACUCUUCAACUGCACCACACUGACCUUUUUGGAACUAAAAACUCUGAAUGAAAAGCUUCGCCGAAAUGAGACAACUUUGGAUGGUGUCAAGUCCAUUGAGAUUGCUAGAGUCUUGCACAAUGCAACCAACCACACAAAGUCUUUCUAUGGGAAUGACAUCAGAACCAGCUACCAGAUGCUAGUGAGGGUGCUGCAGUAUGAGAGCCAGCAGCAAGGCUUUGACCUGGCGGCAACUAGAGAUGUGGAAUUUAAUGAGAACAUCAUCCAUGCAGGCAGCAUAAUAUUAGAUCGCAGCAACAAAGAGCACUGGGACCAGAUCCAGAGGACUGAAGGGGGCACAGCACACCUGUUGAAACAUUAUGAAGAAUAUGCCAGCAACAUGGCACGGAACCUAAAAAAGACUUAUAUGAAACCUUUCAUUAUCGUUGCUAAAAAUAUUAUCAUUGCUGUAGACAUCUUUGACAAGGCAAAUUUCAGUGGAGCCAAAGUUCCCCAGUUUAGUGAGAUAUAUGAAGAUUAUCCUAAAGACUUACAGUCGUCAGUCCUGUUCCCUGAUACUUUGUUUAAGCCCCCUGAAAGAAAAGCUCUGCCCACUGUCAAACCUUCCAAUCAGAAAUAUCCUAUCAGUGAUGAGGAAUAUGACUCCCGUCUCUCUAAACGGAAAAAGAGACAACCAGAUUUAUCGAAUCAGCAUGCUAUUGCUAUGGUGAUAGUGUAUCGCUCUUUGGGGCAGCUGUUACCAGAAAACUAUGACCCUGACCGAAGAAGCUUAAGAGUUCCUAAUCGGCCAAUCAUUAACACACCCAUUGUAAGUGCGUCUGUUCAUAAUGAAGGGGACCCGCUACCAUCUCAGCUGGAAAAACCAAUAAUACUGGAUUAUACAAUGUUAGAAACUGAGGAGAGGACCAAACCUGUGUGUGUUUUUUGGAACCACUCCAUUAUAAGUGGGGGCACAGGAGGAUGGUCCUCCAAAGGCUGUGAACUGGUCUUCAGAAAUAAAAGCCACAUCACCUGCCAGUGUAAUCACAUGACCAGUUUUGCUGUGCUGAUGGACAUUUCCAAGCGAGAGAAUGGUGAGGUGCUUCCUCUGAAGAUCAUCACAUACACCUCUGUGUCUGUCUCCCUGGCGGCCUUGCUGCUGACUUUCAUCUUACUUGUGAUCAUCAGAACAUUACGAUCCAACAUUCACAAUAUUCAUAAAAACUUAGUGGCCACCCUCUUCUUUUCUGAGCUAGUCUUUCUCAUUGGCAUCAACCAGACUGAAAAUCCAUUUGUGUGUACUGUGAUCGCCAUCCUCUUGCAUUACUUCUACAUGAGCACCUUUGCCUGGAUGUUUGUGGAAGGACUUCACAUUUACCGUAUGCUGACGGAAGUGAGGAACAUUGACACUGGUCACAUGCGCUUCUACUAUGUGGUUGGUUAUGGGAUACCAGCCAUUAUAACAGGACUUGCUGUUGGUCUGGAUCCUCAAGGCUAUGGGAACCCUGACUUCUGCUGGCUCUCAGUACAUGACACUCUCAUCUGGAGUUUUGCUGGCCCCAUCGCUGUAGUGGUUGCUAUAAAUACAGUCAUCUUCGUACUAGCUGUGAAGACGUCCUGUGGACGGAGACAACGGGUAUUUGAGAAAACUGGAGUUAUGUCAACGCUAAGAACAGCUUUCCUCCUGCUGCUUUUGGUUAGUGCCACAUGGUUACUGGGACUCAUGGCUGUCAACAGCGAUGUGAUGACAUUUCACUACCUCUUUGCCAUCUUUAGCUGUAUGCAGGGUCUCUUUAUUUUCUUUUUCCAUUGUGUAUUUAACAAAGAAGUCAGAAAACAGUUAAAGAAUACAUUUACUGGAAAGAAAUACCUCACAGAUGAGAGUACAACGACAAGAGCCACGCUAUUGACUCGGACACUAAAUUAUAAUAAUACCUAUAUGGAUGAAUCCAUGUUCAGAACAGACAUUGGAGAAUCCACAGUCUCCUUGGAGAGCACCGUCAGGUCAGCCAAGAGCCACAAUAGCUACCUUGCUUAUAUCCUCAGGGACGAGGCAGCUCAGAAGCUUAGUGUGUCCUCAGGACAGACCCGUGCCGGUGUGACAGAAGUCGAUGCUGCCCUUUUCCUCAGAAACCGCACGCAAUCACAUGGACAUGACUCCGACUCAGACAGCGAGCUUUCCCUGGAUGAGCAUAGCAGCUCAUAUGCUUCCUCUCAUUCAUCUGACAGUGAAGAAGAGGAGAUUGAAACAGAGCAACAGUGGAAACCAACUAGCCCUAAAAACAAUGAGCGUGGACCAGUUCAUAGCACCCCAAAAGUGGAUUCAGUACCAAAUCAUGUCAAACCCUACUGGCCAGCUGACUGUGUGACUGCCAGUGACAGUGAAGAUCAGAAUGGCAAAUGCAAGUUGAAAGUGGAGACUAAAGUAAAUGUAGAGCUACACAAUGAAACCAAGGCCAACCACUGUGGAGACACCCCUCAUGACAAAGAGAACGAAGCUCAGAACAAGGAUGGCAAACUUAAUAGCAAUCAAAAUAACCAGCAGCCAGAGCUCAGGAAGGGGAUCCUGAAAAACAAAGUCACAUACCCACCACCGUUGACUGAUAAAAACAUGAAAAAUCGUUUACGUGAGAAGUUGGCCGACUAUAAUCACAGUACGAUCUCAUCAAGGACUUCUUCUGUGUGCUCAAAUGAUGGUGUCCGUCCAGUAACAGACAACUCAAUAACCCUAAAAAAUUCACGGAGAGACCAUUCCCGGGAACAGCUCAAUGGCAUAGCAAUGAAUGUGCAGGUGGCACCUACGAAUGGGGAAACUUCAGAUUCUGAGGUAACAAGCAAUCUCAUUUCGCUGGAGCAGAAAGUCAGAUUUUAACAUAAGGCAAAAGUUUUCUAAAGCUAAACAAUUGGAAACUGUGAAGGCUGGUAGUGAUCGAGAGACCUCGCCCCGAGCUUGUGAUGCCCUCUACACCUGGGAUAAUACAGAAAAGCACAAGUGUCACGGCUGAGGAUAUAUUGUUGCUAAUGCAAUUACCUACAAUGGCAGACUUGUGACUGCUUCCUAAUACACAUACAUAUAUAUAUAUACAUAUAUAUCGGAAGGCUGUGCUAUCAGCACCCAGUGCCAAAUGUGUGACACUAAGCAAAGUUCCAUUGCCCUGGAUGAAAAGGACAUCACAGUAGAGACUGGCAGAUACCUGGAGCCAUACAUUGCAGAGGAGACUGCUUUGUGGUGCAGUCAAAGCUAAAGACUCUUGAAUUAAUGUACAUACAAUGGGACUACUAUGUUGAAAUUGGCAUUCUACAGACGGCCCUUUUCUCUGGGGCCCCGUCAGUGCUGAUUUGCUUGUGUUCUGUCACAAUGUGACCUUCCAGCCUACUGAACAAUAUACACCGGAAUAUGACACCAAGUGCCCUUCAUUCAUUUCACCACAUUAUAAUGUGUCUUAAAAUCUCACCCGAUGUAUAAAUCUAUAACACUGACUGUAGAUAUUUUUUUUUUAUAUAUUUUGUAUGAAGACUUUUUUUAAAAAGAAAAAAAAAGCUCUUUUUGUAAAUUUUACACUAGAACUAGUUUGUUUCUUUGAUACUCGAAGACCUGCUGAGGACAGAUAUUUUUAUAUUAAGAUUGCACAUUGUUACUUGAAUUUUAACCUUUUAUUUUUCAGAAAACUCAACAGUUUUUAUUUUAAAGUGAAAUUUUUAAUGUUGAUUAUUUUACAAACCUGUGCCCUAAGUCGAGACAAAAAAAAAUCACAUACUCGUGCUGCCAAGUAAUUGUGAUCCUUGUCAUUACCGCCACGUCACAAUUAAUGCCUUCUUUUUUAUUUUGUGAGAUUUGAGGCCUUCUUUGACUAUCCAUCCAGUUGUAAAACCUUUCAGAGCUUCCUUUCAUGUCCGCAAAAAGCUGGAAUAUGUUGUCAAAAUGCCACAUAAACUGUGUGGUUCAUCCUACCUGAAAUCAGCAUCGACACUGUGUAUACCUUGCGGCCCUACACAGUACUGUCCAACUCUUCUGGGGUGUUGGUUUUCGUUAAAUAACAAAUGAUACAAUGUUCAAUAAUUGAAUGUGUAUUUUUAUUUAAUUCAUUGGUUUUGAAAAAAGCAAUGCAGAUUUUCUAUUUCUAAUUUUAGUCAUUUUGUGCUCCAGAAAUCUCCCCUACACACAGGCUAGCUCAAAAGCAGUGCCUGGGCUUUGUAAAAGUGCAGAAGCUUUUUGAUGUGCACCCUGUUAAAAAAGUGAUCCUUUUAUGUAUCUCUUACAUUGUGAUUUUAAUAUUGGACAAGAUAGGAUUUAAGGGAGAAGAUUUUAUUGUGGGAGACAUUUCUGGUAUGUUUAUUUUGUGUGUGUGUUCACUAAAAGAAGAUCUCCACACAGGGAGCUUUAAUACAGGGUGCACAUUCUAAAGCUUCAGCACUUUAACCCUAGGAACACCCUUUAAUAUAGAGUCAUUUAUGUGCCUGUACUACAGUAUUGUGUAUGGCAUGACCAGUACAAUUUGGCCUUAUAUUAUCUAUACAUUGGUACUGUUAGAUUUUACUUUUAGUGUAAUACAGACACAAAGCCUAAACCUGCCAUGGUUCUGAUGAAUUGGACUUAACUAGAGAAUCCUAUAGUGAUUUAAGUCUGGUUUGGUAGACUGGUAUGUUUAGGUGUCGGUGUUGCAGCUGUAAUAUGGAAGCUAAAAUGUCUGCAUUUAUGGCUGUAUUUCAGCCAUCUGAAGGCCACACUGACUAGCAACAUUUCCCUCAGGAUGGCCAAAUGCUUGUGUGGGUUUUAUUUUGUUUGAAAGGAACCCAAACAGAUUUAUGUGUAGUAGAUGUUUGGUGUCAGUGAAGUGCCUUAUAGCAAGUCACUAAUUUAGCAUUUGUUUUUUCAUGUUUAUGUUCUGUCUCAGCAUUAUUACCUACUUUAGAGCCCAUGGUUAUUAGAAAAAUGUCCAUUUCAGAAUACUUUAUACUGUUUCUGUCUACCUUAGUGCAUUUAUGGAGUCAUCUGGUAUGCAGUAUCUAUGUACACAUGUCCAUUGCAGAAAAAGAUUGUACAAUGGACAUUAUGACCCUGCUCAAUGUUUGCAAAGGCAAAUAAGUGUUAAAUAUUUGGCAAGGUGUUUUUUUUUUCUGUAAAUUUUAUUUUUAUGACAAAUACUAGACACUGGAUUUUUUACAUGUAUAUUUAUUGAUGUACAAAACACUGGAAAAAAACUGAACUGAUAAGAUGGAAUAGUAAAUUAAAAUGUUCAACUUG
Messenger RNA from Hyla sarda, 11547 nucleotides. RefSeq names its product cadherin EGF LAG seven-pass G-type receptor 1 (gene CELSR1). Gene Ontology annotation, molecular function: calcium ion binding; G protein-coupled receptor activity. The transcript is spliced from 36 exons. Lineage: Eukaryota; Metazoa; Chordata; Amphibia; Anura; Hylidae. The record is from RefSeq and is a predicted model, not a curated record. Bases 241 to 9174 code for a protein of 2977 amino acids. Gene Ontology annotation, cellular component: plasma membrane. Gene Ontology annotation, biological process: cell surface receptor signaling pathway; homophilic cell-cell adhesion; G protein-coupled receptor signaling pathway.